Messenger RNA from Mucor velutinosus, 501 nucleotides. RefSeq names its product RNA methyltransferase tRNA(m5U54)methyltransferase (gene TRM1). The record is from RefSeq and is a predicted model, not a curated record. The transcript is spliced from 2 exons. Lineage: Eukaryota; Fungi; Mucoromycota; Mucoromycetes; Mucorales; Mucoraceae. The coding region runs from base 1 to 501 and encodes 166 amino acids.
AUGACGGAUGAAGCAACGACAAAUGUGCUUGUUACCAUUACCAACCCAAAGGCAAAUCAAAUACUUAUUCCAAGCCAACAGCUUAUUUUCCAAUAUACCGUCAAUGGUGCAUCUUCAAAUGGAACCAGUCGCCCUAAUCCUGCUCCCAACUAUCCAUCCUCUCUCGACGUCUAUUUCAAAUGGACACAGAACAGCCAAAAUAUUCAACUUAAAGCUGCUAGUGGUUUGGCAACCGAUGUGGUGGCAGGUGGAAGUAGUAAACUAUACAACCACCGCUGGAAGCUCCCUAAUUGCCGUUUCUUCAGACGCUACAUGCCAUCUGAAUGGUCGUAUAGUUUAGUAUUUGAUCCACAAUACCCGGAUCCAGCAGCCAAUAACAUGUCUAAACCGGUGCACACUCCUCUUGUACCUUUAGGCCCUAAACAAUCCCAGAUCACUAUCCCAAUUUCUAUCCUGUUCAAUGCAACAGCCAUGGCAGAUUCCCAUCAUAAAGGAUGUUAG